AUGUGCGAUCACGAGUUUGUCAGUUCGCAAUUAACACCUCAAUACGGACGAUUCUAUUCGCCACGUUACCCAUCAUCUUAUCCGAAAAACAUUAGAUGCUCUUAUCUAUUUCGAGCUAGACUCAAGGAGAGGAUUCAAAUAGUAUUCGAGGAGAUUUCUCUACAAAAAGGUGACCUAAGUUGCCUGAAUAGAGCAGAUUUAAUCAGGGUUCACGACGGAACGGAUUCAGGAACGCCCACAAUAGCUGUGCUUUGCAACCAAGGUGCAGAAGUAGAAGUACUCAGCACAGGGACAGACCUUUACGUCGAGUUUGUUGCUAAUUCCGAGUGGCCUGGCCAAGGCUUCAAGGCGAAGUUUGAAUUUCAGCCAUUAGACGAUUCGCCUCAUUCCGGUUUGUAA
Polistes canadensis is the source of this 399-nucleotide messenger RNA. Its product is annotated as neuropilin and tolloid-like protein 2. Gene Ontology annotation, cellular component: plasma membrane. The record is from RefSeq and is a predicted model, not a curated record. The coding region runs from base 1 to 399 and encodes 132 amino acids. The transcript has 3 exons. NCBI's taxonomy places the organism in Eukaryota, Metazoa, Arthropoda, Insecta, Hymenoptera, Vespidae.